GUGUUUUUGGCAACUCUUCCUCUCUUCUCCUCUUUUACCUAUCUUCCCUUCCAUCUCUCCUUUUCUCAUUUAUUGCAUUUGCUCCUUCUUUUCUCUCUCUUAUUCAAUGUAAAUUUCCCCUCCCUUUUUUUUUUUACAAAAAAACUUCAAAGUUUCUUCCUCUGUUUUCUCCCUCACUCUCUCUCCUCCAAUUUCACAUCAAACUGCAUUGAUUUCUGAUGACCCUGAUCUUUUUUUUUUUUAAUGAUUUCAAGAAUUCUACUGCUAUAAAAACUAAUUUGAAUGAUGUAAUGUAAUAUCAAAAGAGCAAUAUGUCUCAUUUAUUGCAAUAGUUUUUUUUUUGCAGAAACAGAGUUCAGCUUAAAACUCGCUGAUCGUACAAAAUUUCUCUCUCUUAUAUCAACAAUUAUUUCUUCGAUUUCCCAAGAUAGAUAUUGCUUACUUCCACUUUUCCCAAUUUCGCUUUAUAAAUACAUUUAAUCUUCAUCUUUGUCAAUUUAUUUCUCUCUCUUUUUUUCUUUUAUGGGUUGAUUGAAAAAAUGGGUUAUCUUUCUUCUGUCAAAAUUCGAAGCUUUUGAGUGAAAUUCUUGAAAAUUGGUAUCUGGGUUAUUGUUAUUUUCUUUGUUUAAAUUCUGGGUUUGUCUCAGAAAUUGAAAUUGAGGAAAAAUUUAGGAGAGAGAAAAUGGGAAGAUCUCCUUGUUGUGAUAAGCUAGGGUUGAAGAAAGGACCAUGGACAACUGAAGAAGAUGAACUUCUUGUCAAAUAUAUUAACCAACAUGGUCAUGGAAAUUGGCGUUCUCUCCCAAAAAAUGCAGGUCUUCUUCGGUGUGGAAAGAGUUGUCGGCUUCGUUGGACAAAUUAUCUUAGGCCAGACAUUAAACGCGGUCCAUUUACUCCUGAAGAAGAAAAACUUGUUAUUCAGCUGCAUGCCAUUCUAGGCAAUAGGUGGGCUGCAAUUGCUGCACAACUACCAGGAAGAACGGAUAAUGAGAUCAAGAACUUGUGGAACACCCACUUGAGAAAACGGCUUGUUUGCAUGGGCCUCGAUCCUCAAACCCAUGAACCGUCUCCUACAUCUUCUGGGCCAACUACAAAAUACCCAGCAUCCCCCUCUACUCGCCACAAGGCCCAAUGGGAAAGUGCAAGGCUUGAAGCUGAGGCCCGGCUUUCAAGUGAGUCUUUACUGUGUAACUCACAUUCUUCAGAGAUCCUUGAUUCUGACCAUUUCCUCCGCCUUUGGAACUCUGAAGUUGGAGAAUCAUUUCGAAAGUUUGAAAUGAAGGAAACGAUUGCAUGCCAAAGCCCGAUAUCUCAAGCAUCCACGUCUACUACAAAAUGUGCCUCUACUUCAGGUCUCACAAUGGAUAACCAAGAAGAAGAGAUUGUGUUUAAGGAUUUAAUUAAAACCGAAAUUGUUGAUGUAAAUACAAGAUCAGAUUCUUCGAGCUCCAAUGAGGUAGAGGAUUCAUCCGAGUCUGCAUUACAGCUGCUAUUGGAUUUCCCAGGAAGCAAUGACAUGAGCUUCUUGGAAGAUCCUGUUGAUGGCUACUCCAUCUUCCCUUGGAUGAUGAAUCCACUAUUGAAUAUCUUCUGAUAGUUUGUGUGUUCUUCAACUUUCACUGCAGGUAUAUGGGUUUUUUUUGGUCACUUUCAGUAGUAAGUAUUAUAGUUGUACCUUGAAGUUAUUUUUCCAAUCUAGUGAUGUAUAUUAGGUCAGAUUAAGCUAAUAGAAGGCCUCUCUUGAUAGUCAGUCAGAUGCAGAUCAGGUCCAUGCUACUAUAUCUGUUUUGUGAUGUACCCACAGAGUUUUGGGAUUGUAAUGUUAUCUGUAGAAUCAUUGACCACCUUGAUUGGAACUGGAACAUAUGUAUAUCAGUAUAUGGUUGAAUCUUCACUUUA
Beta vulgaris subsp. vulgaris (sugar beet) is the source of this 1899-nucleotide messenger RNA. Its product is annotated as transcription factor MYB17. The transcript is spliced from 3 exons. The record is from RefSeq and is a predicted model, not a curated record. Bases 683 to 1594 code for a protein of 303 amino acids. NCBI's taxonomy places the organism in Eukaryota, Viridiplantae, Streptophyta, Magnoliopsida, Caryophyllales, Amaranthaceae.